AAAUUAAUAUCCUUUGUAAGAAUGCAACUUCACAUUUGAUUGGUUGACAUAAUAAAAAGAUUGAACCUAUCAACGUGAUAUUUAAAUAUGACAAGUAUUAUCGUUUUGUAAACAUUUGACAAUACUCUUACGUAAAGUAGUAUAUUACUAAUAAUAAAUGAAUAUUCAAAAUUUGAUUAAGUUCAUUGAGUGAAAAUCUAUGAAAUUCAGUAGUCAUAAAAAUGCGUGAAGAUCAAACGAAUGUAAAUGGAAAUACGAUAUUGAUAACUGGAUUUGGACCAUUUGAUAAACAUGUUGUUAAUGCAAGUUGGGAAGCUGUCAAAGAAUUGUCUAAAUUGUGGCCACAAACAGAAUUAUGUAACAUUCAACUAAUAACAAAACAGAUACCUGUAUCUUAUCAAUACGUGUCUACAGAAAUAUCUAAAUUAUGGGAAGAAUAUGAUCCAAUAAUUGUUAUACACGUCGGUGUUUCUUACAAAGCAAGUUGUUUAACUAUAGAACAUAUUGCUCAUAAUACAGGCUACGUACGACCAGACAUAGAUGGUAAAUGUCCCUAUGAAUCACAGGACAUUUGUCAUGCUUUAAAAACUAACAUAAAUGUUAAGAACCUUUGCGACAGUAUUAAUGAAAAUUCAAAAGAAAGUGGAUGCACUGCUUGCAUUUCUCACGAUGCUGGAAGAUAUCUAUGCGAAUACAUAUUUUAUCAAUCAUUGAAUAUUAAAACACACAAAACAUUAUUCAUUCAUGUUCCUGAUCUUAAUGUAUAUUCUAGCCUGCAAACUGCCAAGGGUUUAUACGAUAUCAUAUGUUUUCUUGUUAAAAAUUUAAACGAUGAUUAAAAACGUAUUGAACGUUAUACGUAGGUUGAAACAUAAAUAAUGGCAACUAUUUAUUCACAAUCGAUACAAAAGAGUUACAAUGUUUGCACCUGUUACUGUCCCUCAAAGUAAUCACCCCAGCGUUGUGUAGAACCCAUUGCCAGCGAUGUGGAAGGCGUAGUAUACCAUUAGCAGAGCCUGUUCUGUUGAUGGUGUGAAUGGAGCCGGUCUAUUGCCAUGUCUCAUCCAGUGUUACGAUACGGCGUAAGAAAGCCUCUCAUUCGUGCUCAUAGCACUCCAAGUGCGUCUGAGCAGCGUCGUGACGCAUCCAUUUCUGCAUUUCCAUCAAUUUCAUGCGGAACCCAUCGUGGCAUUCGCUUCAGAACUGUUCCAGAGAUUCGACAGGCAGUAGACCACCGUUCCAUUCGCACCAUCAACAAUAACAGGCUCUGCUAACGGGUUCUAGGACAGUAACAGGUGCAAACAUGUAACUCUUUUGUAUCGGUUGUGAAUAAAUAAAUAG
Molecule: messenger RNA, 1341 nt
Organism: Polistes dominula (European paper wasp)
Lineage: Eukaryota; Metazoa; Arthropoda; Insecta; Hymenoptera; Vespidae
Product: pyroglutamyl-peptidase 1
Biological process (GO): proteolysis
Cellular component (GO): cytosol
Molecular function (GO): pyroglutamyl-peptidase activity
Source: RefSeq, a predicted model, not a curated record